Molecule: messenger RNA, 1294 nt
Organism: Hibiscus syriacus
Lineage: Eukaryota; Viridiplantae; Streptophyta; Magnoliopsida; Malvales; Malvaceae
Product: homeobox protein knotted-1-like LET12
Exons: 5
Coding region: 111-1004 (297 amino acids)
Biological process (GO): regulation of DNA-templated transcription
Cellular component (GO): nucleus
Molecular function (GO): DNA-binding transcription factor activity, RNA polymerase II-specific; DNA binding
Source: RefSeq, a predicted model, not a curated record
CUUCUCCAUAACCCUUCCUUUGUUUCUCUCUCUCCCCCUUAUCUUCUUCUUCUUCACUAAAGAUCAAGUCCCCUCGAAACCUCUUUCCAGUUCCCUCUGACCAACACAACAUGGCUUUCGAUGGUUUUGUCCCCGACCAUACCAAGGACAUGCAAAUCCUUGCUCUAAAUAACCCCCCACCAUCAGCUGUCGAACUCGAUCACUGGGAAAGAGCCAAAUGUAAGGCCGAGAUAAUGGGACACCCCAUGUACGAUCAGCUGUUGGAAGCUCACGUCGCCUGCCUGCGUGUUGCCACGCCUGUUGACCAGCUCGCUCAGAUCGAUGCUCAGUUGGCUAGGUCACAAGAAGUUUUGGCUAAGUACUCCUCGGCCGCUGCUGCUGCCGCCGCGGGUUCCGUUGAGGAAGAACUCGAUCACGUCAUGGCAAAUUAUGUUAUAUUGCUUGGUUUCUUCAAAGACCAAUUGCAACAACAUGUUCGCGUUCAUGCAAUGGAAGCAGUUAUGGCUUGUUGGGAUCUUGAGCAAUCACUUCAAAGUUUAACAGGUGUCUCUCCAGGUGAAGGCACCGGUGCAACCAUGUCUGAUGACGAAGAUGAGGCUGUAGAUGGUGACACUAGUUUGUUUGAUGGAAGUUUCGAUGGCUUUGACAGCAUGGGGUUUGGCCCCCUCGUCCCAACCGAGACCGAGAGAUCAUUAAUGGAGCGUGUUACGCAAGAACUGAAGCACGAGCUGAAACAGGGCUACAAGGAGAAAAUUGUGGACAUUAGAGAGGAAAUUCUGCGUAAGAGACGAGCCGGAAAGCUACCAGGCGACACCACAUCGUUUUUAAAAGCUUGGUGGCAGUCACAUUCCAAGUGGCCUUACCCAACUGAGGAAGACAAAGCAAAAUUAGUCCAGGAAACAGGUUUGCAGUUAAAGCAAAUUAACAACUGGUUCAUAAACCAGAGAAAAAGGAAUUGGCAUAGUAACCCCUCUACCUCUCUAAAGAGCAAACGUAAGAGGUAGGCUGCUUAUUCAAGAGUACCAUUGGCUACUUUUGACUUGGGAAGAAGUACACGGGAUGAACCUGUAUUGAACACUUGGUGUAAAUUAAAAAAAAAGAAUCUCUUAAUAGAUAACUCCAUGUUUGAUGUUCCACUGUCGAUCUGUUCAUAGUAGAGGGAGUUGAGUAUGACGCUGUUGCAAUGGGAACGGCUAGCAUUGCUUUUCAGCUUUAAUCUGAUGCUGAUAUUUGUGUGUAACAAUUGUUGUUUUAGAUCCUUAAUUUAGAGCAUGUAUAAGACCGGUAAAAAAAU